GCGGGAGCGCGGCGCACGGGGGUCCAAGAUGCCCGAGAACGGAUCCUUCCGCAACUGCUGCGAGGCGGGCGGGCGGGCCUUGCGCCCGGGCUGGCCCGGAGCGGGCGGCGGGCAGCCGUCCGGGUACCCUCGGCCUCCCUGGGUGGCGCCCGCUCUCUUCUCCGUGCUCGUCUUCACCACCGUGGUGGACGUGCUGGGCAACCUGCUGGUCAUCCUCUCGGUGCUCAGGAACCGCAAGCUCCGGAACUACGCAGGUAAUUUGUUCUUGGUGAGUCUGGCGUUGGCUGACCUGGUGGUGGCCUUGUACCCCUACCCACUCAUCCUCAUGGCCAUCUUCCAUGACGGCUGGGCCAUGGGGGAGGCGCACUGCAAGGCCAGUGCCUUUGUGAUGGGCCUGAGCGUCAUCUGCUCCGUCUUCAACAUUACUGCCAUUGCCAUCAACCGCUACUGCUACAUCUGCCACAGUGUGGCCUACACCCGGAUCUACCGGCACUGGCACACCCCGCUCUACAUCUGCCUCGUCUGGCUCCUCACCGUGGUGGCCUUGGUGCCCAACUUUUUCGUGGGGUCCCUGGAGUAUGACCCACGCAUCUACUCCUGCACCUUUAUCCAGACGACCAGUACCCAGUACACCGUGGCGGUGGUGGCCAUCCACUUCCUCCUCCCCAUGGCUGUCGUGUCCUUCUGUUACCUGCGCAUCUGGCUGCUGGUGCUGCAGGCCCGCAGGAAGGCCAAGUCCGAGAGGAGGCUGCGCCUGCGGCCCAGUGACAUCCGGAGCUUUCUCACCAUGUUCGUGGUGUUUGUCAUCUUCGCCAUCUGCUGGGCCCCGCUGAACUGCAUCGGCCUUGCUGUGGCCGUCAGCCCAGAAGAAAUGGCUCCUCGGGUGCCAGAAGGGCUCUUUGUCACGAGCUACUUCCUGGCUUACUUCAACAGCUGCCUCAAUGCCAUCAUCUAUGGGCUCCUGAACCAGAACUUCCGAAGGGAGUACAAGAAGAUUGUCUCGGUCCUCUGGAACCCGUGGUUCUGCUUUCAGGACACUUCCAGGGGCAGCCACACUGAGGGGCAACAGGGCCAGGAUCUACCUGUUGUUAAUGCCCAGCACCCCGUCCAGGCAGAUGCUCUCUAGCCUGGAUCUGAGACACACUGGCUGGGCGGCAAACUCAGCACUGGUAG
Molecule: messenger RNA, 1173 nt
Organism: Eptesicus fuscus (big brown bat)
Lineage: Eukaryota; Metazoa; Chordata; Mammalia; Chiroptera; Vespertilionidae
Gene: MTNR1B
Product: melatonin receptor 1B
Exons: 2
Coding region: 29-1126 (365 amino acids)
Biological process (GO): G protein-coupled receptor signaling pathway
Cellular component (GO): membrane
Molecular function (GO): melatonin receptor activity
Source: RefSeq, a predicted model, not a curated record